AUGGUUAGAACGCACCACAACUACGGCAAAAUAUGGAAACCUAGGCCCUUCAUUAACGGGUUAGGCAAAAAGAAACACAGCAAAUUAGCAGAAGGAACCACUGAGAAAGUGCGACUACAAUUGACACCACAAGAUGGCAGACCAGCUUCAGGGGUUACUGCAUGGCUUAGCAAAGGAACUCCUUCCAGCUUUGUUAUGACACCUUUAACAUCAAAUGCUACUAAAUGA
Molecule: messenger RNA, 228 nt
Organism: Parnassius apollo (apollo)
Lineage: Eukaryota; Metazoa; Arthropoda; Insecta; Lepidoptera; Papilionidae
Source: the annotation of a GenBank genome assembly